Molecule: messenger RNA, 5025 nt
Organism: Apodemus sylvaticus (European woodmouse)
Lineage: Eukaryota; Metazoa; Chordata; Mammalia; Rodentia; Muridae
Gene: Aldh5a1
Product: aldehyde dehydrogenase 5 family member A1
Exons: 10
Coding region: 94-1668 (524 amino acids)
Biological process (GO): GABA catabolic process
Molecular function (GO): succinate-semialdehyde dehydrogenase (NAD+) activity
Source: RefSeq, a predicted model, not a curated record
GUCCCCGCUGCUGCGCUCCCGCUUUCCCGCGACCCCUGAGCUCCUGCAGCUCGCUUGCCUGUCCUUUGCCGGUGUCGCCGCUACUGCCCGGCCAUGGCGACCUGCUUUCUGCGGCGGAGCUUCUGGGCCGCGCGUCCUGCCCUGCCGCCUCCGGGCCGACUCCACCCCGAGCCCGCAGGAGCCCAGCGGCGGCGAAGCUACGCCGGCGGCCCCGCUGGCCUCCACACCGACCUACUCCGCGGGGACAGCUUCGUGGGCGGCCGCUGGCUCCCAGCCCCCGCCGCCUUCCCGGUGUACGACCCGGCCAGCGGCACCAAGCUGGGCACCGUGGCCGACUGCGGGGUACCCGAGGCCCGCGCUGCUGUGCGCGCCGCCUACGAUGCCUUCGGCAGCUGGAAAGGGGUCUCGGUCAAGGAGAGGAGCUCAUUACUCCGUAAAUGGUACGACUUGAUGAUACAAAAUAAGGACGACCUUGCCAAGAUCAUAACGGCCGAGAGCGGAAAGCCACUGAAAGAGGCUCAGGGAGAAAUUCUGUAUUCGGCCCUCUUCCUGGAAUGGUUCUCAGAGGAAGCUCGCCGUAUUUACGGAGACAUCAUCUAUACCUCUGCCAAAGAUAAGCGAGGGCUGGUCCUCAAGCAGCCGGUGGGCGUGGCGGCCAUCAUCACGCCGUGGAAUUUUCCCAGUGCCAUGAUCACCCGGAAAGUGGGGGCCGCCCUGGCAGCUGGCUGCACUGUAGUGGUGAAACCUGCUGAAGACACACCCUAUUCUGCCCUGGCCCUGGCUCAGCUUGCAAGCCAGGCGGGAAUCCCUCCAGGUGUCUAUAAUGUCAUCCCCUGCUCUAGAGCCAAGGCCAAGGAGGUGGGGGAGGUGCUAUGUACCGAUCCACUGGUGUCCAAAAUUUCCUUCACUGGCUCAACAGCGACGGGAAAGAUCCUGCUACAUCAUGCAGCAAAUUCUGUGAAGCGUGUCUCCAUGGAGCUGGGUGGCCUCGCCCCAUUCAUUGUCUUUGACAGUGCCAAUGUGGACCAGGCUGUCGCAGGGGCAAUGGCAUCUAAGUUUCGGAAUGCCGGGCAGACUUGUGUUUGCGCAAACAGAUUCUUGGUACAACGGGGGAUCCACGAUUCCUUUGUAGCGAAGUUUGCAGAAGCGAUGAAGAAAAGCCUGCGUGUGGGUAACGGGUUUGAGGAAGGAACCACUCAAGGGCCGUUAAUUAACGAGAAAGCGGUAGAGAAGGUGGAGAAGCACGUGAAUGACGCAGUUGCCAAAGGGGCGACGGUUGUGACAGGCGGGAAGCGACACCAAAGUGGAGGAAAUUUCUUUGAGCCCACCCUGCUCAGCAACGUCACCAGGGACAUGCUCUGCAUCACCGAGGAGACCUUUGGGCCCCUGGCACCAGUCAUCAAGUUUGAUAAAGAGGAAGAGGCCGUUGCCAUCGCAAAUGCAGCUGAGGUUGGAUUAGCAGGUUACUUUUACUCUCAAGACCCAGCCCAGAUCUGGAGAGUGGCGGAGCAGCUGGAGGUUGGCAUGGUGGGCGUCAACGAAGGCCUGAUCUCUUCAGUGGAGUGUCCUUUUGGUGGGGUCAAACAGUCCGGCCUUGGGCGAGAAGGGUCCAAGUACGGCAUUGAUGAGUAUCUAGAGGUCAAGUAUGUGUGUUACGGAGGCUUGUAGGGUUCUUCACGUCUUUAAGAAAUAAAACUGCCUAGAUCUGUAGGGACAUUCCAUUCAUUUUUUACAACAAACAAGUAGGUUAUCAGAGUUACGAAUUUUUAAAAUUUCAGCCAGUCCUCAUAUCUUAAAUGUAAAUCCUAACCCCUCCCUUAUCUAACUAGGGACCAAUGGACGCCAUAUGCCUGUGGUCAUGGGUCCCAGCCAGUACUGAGACCCCAGCACAACCCCACUGCCUUAGGACAAGAUACAGUGUGAGGGUUCACAUGCACUCUGGCACCUCACAAAGUGUAGUCAUUGUGUGGGCAGUGGGUCUCCAGUCCUUAUGGGACUGUCCAACUUUGGUUCAGAAUGCAGAGGAGUAGAUGAGGUAAUAGGACAGCUGGAUUGGGAGGAGGUGCACAUCCCUGCCUAGGCAUCUGUCAGUUUUGACAAACAGUGGGCUGCCUGUUGGGGGGCGAGUGUUGUGGCAAAGGCUUUGGUUUCCUAAGAUUUCUUUAUAAACCUCACAGAUUGCCUAUGUUAUAUGGAACGAGGAGGUGUUUCUCCUUGUUUUUGGGAUGCUGUUUAAAUUACUAGGAGUAGGGUUGUUUUGUUGUUGUUUUUGUUUUGCUGUUUUUGUUUUGUUUUGCUUUGCUUUCUUUGGUUCAUCUUGGUGUGGCUUGGCUUUAUGCAACAGAGUCUUGCUAAGUAGCAUAGCUGGCUUCAAACUCACAGGUCUCCUGUCCCAACCUCGGAACAGCUGGGUAAAUGUCCUAAACCUACAGCUCACGCUUCAUUCUGUUCCUCUUAGAAAAUCAACCCUAACUGGCAGCCAAAAUCAGCAGAGUGGGGUUGGUAGGACGGAAAACAUGGCUUUGUUUCUUUUCCAGUGCUGGGUGUUGGUUCCAUGGCCUUGUGCAUACUCGCAUGUGUCCUGCUACCAAAUUGUCCCCAGCUUUUUUCUUUGAGACAAGAGUCUUGAUAAAUCACACUGGCUGGCCUUGAGCCGCUUACUGUCCUGCCUCAGCAUCCGUUGUAACUGGGAUGACAGGCCAGGUCGAGGGACAGCAUGGACUCUCAGCUGCUUCCUGCUGCCUUGGCAAUGCUCUUAGGACUCCAUGCCCCACUUACAGAGAUUCAUGCUUGGCUCAAAGAACAUUGUGAGCCUGGAAGAAAAAUAAAUGCUUCACAAAAUGGUGGAAAUGCAGCUCAAGUACAGGAACCAUUUUGAUUCCGAGCAGUGCCUCCUUGUUCACCUGCCUAAGUGUGACCCAGGUUUUCUGUGCCUGGGUGUGGCUGCUGCUAAACCUGCAGAAGGGCAAAUACACUUUCACCACUGUGGAAAACCAUUCCCACAAUUGCCAGUCCGCUGCGGAAGAGAGCUGAAGCAUGCAUUGCAGGGACCUGUGCCCUAGGAAAAGCAUUUAUGGUUCACGACUCAAAAACAAAACACCACACAGGGACCACAAGGUAGCUUGAUGGGUAAAGGCUUUGCUGGACAAGCCUGGUGACCUGAGACCUGAGUUCCAUCCCUGGAACCUACAGAAAGACAGAGAGAACCAACUUGAUAGUGUUGGCCUCUGACCUCUGCAAAUGCAUCAGAGACAUGCACUCCCAUAAAUUCAACACACACACACACCAAAACUCUCUGCAACUGCCCCAUAGGCAACAGUGGAGUGGAGCUCCGCGUUCCAUGCCCGUCUGUGCAGAGUCCACUCGCAUACUCUGUGGAUGCCCAGUGAGACUCCAACGGGAAUGACAGCAGAGCUAGCUAGCUGCAGGGCUUCCUAACCACUGGGAACCUCCCAUAGGGAAGUCAUGGUUCUUAAAGCCCUGUCGUACAAGAAGAAAGUAGAAAUCUUCAUCCUACAGACCCUGCCCAAGUGGUCAGGGUCACAACUCAGGAUGUUCACAGCCUGUUUAUGCUAUUCUUUUCAAUAGUGUGUAUAGUUGGUUUCUAUCACACUUUCUAAUUAAGAUUUUAAUUGUUUUAUGGACAUGGGUGUUUGCAUACAUGUAUAUCUGUGCACCACGUGCAUGCUGGUGCCCUCAAGGGGUCAGAAAAGAGCAUCAGAUCUCCUAGAAAUGGAGUCAUAGAUGGUUGUAAUCUGCCUCGUGGGUUCGAGGAAGCGAAUCUGAAGAUGAGCAGCCAGUGCUCUUAACUUCUGAGCCAUCUUGCCAGCCCCGAUAUUUCUAACUUCUUAAGAUUUGUGUCCAUCUUUUUUUUCAAUUAAGAAUAAUACAAAAUGCUCUGCUGGUAUUUUGUAGAAAAUGAAUGUGCCUACUGAGAUAUGAACUAAUUUCAGAUAUGCGUUAAACGGUGUCGACCAGUGGGUUCCUGGACUGUGUGGCACAUUUGUACAUUUUGUGUGUGCAUGUUUGAUUCAUGGGGUAGAUCACUGGUCCACACGUUUGUUAUAAAUGUAAUUGAUUUUUAUAAUUUAAAAUAAUGGGAGUAGAUAUUAGUGGUAAAGCAUAUACUUAGCAUACUGGAGACCAUGGGAUUAAUCAUCACCAAAAAGUUAACACGAAAGAACAUCUCAGAGAAAUGCUUGUGGGUUAUAGGAAGAUGAGGAGUUUGGUUUUUGAUAUUUUUUUUAAACAGGAUCUCCUGUUGGCCUUAAACUUUUAGGCUCGAGUGAUCCUUAGUCUCCCAAAUAUCUACAACUGUAGGCAUGUUGUCACCAAAUCAGCUAAGAGUAGAUUUUUUUUUAAUUAUUUUUAGGGGCUUUUGAGUUUGGACCUCAUGUAGCUGAGGCUCACCUGGGGACUCUCCUGCCCUCCCUCCUGUGCUGGAAUUACAUGUGCUACCACGCCCAGCUAAGGAGUGUUUUUUGAUGAACCUUUGUUACUGUUCUAUGAGAUGUAUGACAGGUGGAAUUUUUGAAGAUGUCUAUAAAGUUAUAUAAGGACAGGGAUUAACGAACACAACGCGUAAGCCAGAUCUGACCUGCCACCUGGGUUUUGUAUAACUCACGAGUUUAAAGUGUUUUUAUAGAUUCCAGUGGAUUGGGGUGGGUUAGAACCAUUAUUUCAUGAAAUCUGUGAGUGAACGCCACCUCAGUGCCCCAUGUCUGAGUGGCUGUGCUGUAACAGUGUGGCCUGCAGAGCCUAAAGGAUUUACAGCCCCUCCUCUAUGCCAAGCAGGAGACACUGGCCUCCCUGUUUAUUAGGCAUUUUAUCCUAUAAACACCUUCUGUGAAAAGGGCACAUUUCCUGGGCAUUUGUUGCCAGGACUUCUUGGCAGUAAUUGGGAACUCAAAUGACAUCAGCCUGAUAACCCUGUCUCCCAAGGAGUGGGGCUCACUGAAAGUGUCAGGGUUCAUCUGUCUUUUUCCAUUUGAGGGCCCUUCUGCUGAUGGGGUGGGGUGGGGUGGG